GAAGCUGAAGGUACCAUGUCGUCAGUUGCAGCUUACUACAAUGGGAAGUCCGUCCUUGUUACAGGAGCCACAGGAUUUAUGGGCAAAGUACUAAUAGAAAAGCUUCUGCGCUCCAGCCCUAACGUGAAGGCUAUUUAUAUUCUUGUGAGACCCAAAGCUGGACAGUCGAUGCAAAACAGAGUGGAGAACAUGGUGAAAUGCAAGUUGUUUGAUAGAAUCAGAGAAGAGUGGCCCAACUUCCAUGAGAAGAUCAAGCCGAUCAAUGCUGAACUCACCCAGCCAAAUCUGGCAAUUGCUCCCGAGGAUGCUGCAGAGCUGCUAUCAGAAGUCAACGUUGUCUUCCAUUGUGCUGCAACCGUUCGCUUUGAUCAGCCACUAAAGCUUGCCCUGUUGCUCAAUGCCAGGGGCACCCAGCAGCUCCUGGUAUUGGCCCACCGGAUGCAGCAUCUUGAGGCCUUCAUCCACUUUUCAACUGCCUUUGCCAACUGUAAUCGGAGUCAUAUAGAGGAAGUCGUCUACCCUCCUCCCUUGGAGCCCAAGAAACUUUUUGACCUUGUGGAGUGGAUGGAUGAGUCUCUUCUUGAAGAGAUCACACCCAAGCUUAUCGGGGAUUGGCCCAACACCUACACAUUCACCAAAGCCUUGACGGAAUAUUUGGUUCAGCAAGAGAAAGGGGACUUAAACAUUGCUAUCAUUAGACCAUCUAUUGUGGGUGCCAGCUGGCAUGAACCAUUUCCCGGUUGGAUUGACAACAUCAACCACUUCAAUGGUUUCCUAAUAGCGGCUGGAAAAGGGAUUUUAAGGACAAUAAAAUGCAACACAGAGGCAGUAGCUGAUAUUGUUCCUGUAGAUGUGGCUAUCAAUUUAAGCCUUGCUGCUGGAUGGUACACUGCAGUUCACAGACCAAAGUCAAUGUUGGUGUACAACUGUACAACAGGCAGUAUGAAUCCAUAUCGCUGGGGAGAGAUGGAAUAUCAUAUCUUAGCUGCAUUCAAGAGGAAUCCUCUGGAGAAAGCCUUCAGAAUACCUGGUGGUCACUUGACCUCAAGCUACUUGAAACACCAGUUUAGGACAGUUGUCAGUCAUAACAUCCCAGCCUUUCUCUAUGAUUUGUAUUUGCGGUUAACCGGAAGGAAACCAAGGAUGAUGAAGCUCUUGAACCGCUUGCAUAAGUCUAUGACAACCUUUGAAUAUUUUUCCAGCUGCACCUGGGAAUGGAGUUCAGAUAAUAUCAACAUGUUAUUGAAUCAGCUCAGUCCAAAAGAUAAGAAAUUAUUCUGCUUUGAUGUCCGGCCACUGCAUUGGUCAGAAUAUAUUGAAAAUUAUUAUUUAGGAGCUAAGAAGUAUCUACUGAAUGAGGACAUGGCGGGAGUCCCUGCAGCAAAACAGCACAUAAGAAAGCUGAGGAACAUUCAGUAUGCAGUCAAUGCUUUCCUUCUUGUGGUCAUUUGGCGUGCGUUCAUUGCAAGGUCAACAAUGGCUCAGAACAUAGGGUGUUUUCUGAUGGACCACAGCUAUAAGAUCCUUAACUACUUCAGAGCUUCGAGUUUGCUCAGAUAUUGA
This is a messenger RNA of Pogona vitticeps (central bearded dragon), 1563 nucleotides long. The record is from RefSeq and is a predicted model, not a curated record. Lineage: Eukaryota; Metazoa; Chordata; Lepidosauria; Squamata; Agamidae.